AUGGACACCAAGACGCAGAGCCUUCCCAUCACCCAACCCCAGCCCCACAGCAACUCUAGGUCCCAAAGCCACAUGUGCAGCCCGUGCAGCUGCAGCCACCACUGUCAAGGCUGCAGCCACAACUGCCGUCGGAGCCAGAGUUGCAGCCGGAGCCGGAGCUCCAGCCAGAGUCCACCCACCCACUGCAGCCUGGGCCACCAAAGCCAGAGGCCUCCCACCCACCGCAGCCUGGGCCACCAAAGCCAGAGGCCUCCCACCCACCGCAGCCUGGGCCACCAAAGCCAGAGGCCAAACCCUGGCCUGCCACCAAGGCACCCCAAACAGACUGUGUACUCCCACCACUCUGCCAUGCGGUCCACUGCUCCUGGCAGCAGCUACUCCAAGAACAGAAAGACUCUGGGAGGAAAAGUGAACAAAAGGAAGGUCAAGAGGAACCGGCGGGCAUACAAAACCAAGAGGCGGAGCUCAGGCCUUCAUGCAGGUGGGGAAGGGCCACAGGGCCCGACAGAUGAGGGGAGCAGCCCAGCUGGGCCUUGA
Molecule: messenger RNA, 537 nt
Organism: Trichechus manatus latirostris (Florida manatee)
Lineage: Eukaryota; Metazoa; Chordata; Mammalia; Sirenia; Trichechidae
Gene: TNP2
Product: transition protein 2
Exons: 1
Coding region: 1-537 (178 amino acids)
Biological process (GO): spermatogenesis; penetration of zona pellucida; acrosome reaction
Cellular component (GO): nucleosome; nucleus
Molecular function (GO): zinc ion binding; DNA binding
Source: RefSeq, a predicted model, not a curated record